Molecule: messenger RNA, 1656 nt
Organism: Recurvomyces mirabilis
Lineage: Eukaryota; Fungi; Ascomycota; Dothideomycetes; Mycosphaerellales; Teratosphaeriaceae
Gene: ENT3
Product: Epsin-3, clathrin recruitment and traffic between the Golgi and endosome
Exons: 5
Coding region: 1-1656 (551 amino acids)
Biological process (GO): endocytosis; Golgi to endosome transport
Cellular component (GO): clathrin vesicle coat; plasma membrane; endosome
Molecular function (GO): clathrin binding; phospholipid binding
Source: RefSeq, a predicted model, not a curated record
AUGGCGUGGAAUUCAUGGGCCGAUAUCCAAAACCAGAUGCAAAACCUCAGCCUGUACGAUAUCAAGGCUGGGGUGCGCAAAGUACAGAAUGCCGUCAUGAACUACACAGAAAUGGAAUCGAAAGUACGAGAGGCAACAAACAACGAACCGUGGGGAGCAUCAACCACUCUCAUGCAAGAGAUUGCGAAUGCCACCUUCAACUACCAACAACUCAACGAAGUCAUGCCUAUGAUCUACAAACGCUUCACCGAAAAGUCCGCCGAAGAAUGGCGCCAGAUUUACAAAUCGCUCCAGCUCAUGGAAUUCCUCGUCAAAAAUGGGUCGGAAAGGGUGAUCGAUGAUGCACGAUCACAUCUCAGUCUGCUGAAGAUGCUGAGACAAUUCCACUUUAUCGAUCAGAAUGGUAAAGAUCAGGGGAUCAAUGUCCGGAAUCGAAGUAAAGAGCUUACGGAUCUCUUGAGCGAUGUGGAUAAGAUACGGUCGGAGAGGAAGAAGGCGAGAGGGACGAGGAACAAAUACUCUGGUCAUGAAGGCGGGGCGGGACUCGGCGGCGGCGCGAGUUCUUCGAGUGCUGGAAGGUAUGGUGGGUUUGGAAGUGAGAGCGGCGGUGGAUACGCUGGGGAUUACGGUGGUUCGUCAAGGGGGGUGUACGGUGAUGGAGGUGGGUUUGGCGGUGAGAGUCAUGAGGAUUAUGAUGAAGCGGGACGGACUGGUGGGGCGGAAAAGUUCGAGGAGUAUGAUGAAUUUGACGAUGGAGGUGCGCGCGCGCCGCCGAGUAGACGGAAAGCGGAAGGCGCAACUACACGACGCACGCCGAAGAAAGAGCUACCAAAGCCAAAGGAGCCGGAAGUGGAUUUGUUCGAUUUUGGGGAUGAACCUGCUGUGUCAUCCAAUGGUGCAGCGGCUUCAUCUGUACUCGCGCCUCCUUCCACAACAUCGGCCCCAGUACCAGUAGACGACGACGAAUUUGACGACUUCCAAUCAGCCACGCCAGCCACAACAACCACAGCACCAGCACCAGCACCGGCCAUCCCAAAACCAAACUACAGCUCCAUACCCACCCUCUCAGCCACUACCUCGAACCCAACUACCCACUUCGCCCAGCCCUCACCCCAACCAGGAACGCAAAAAGCGGAUUUCGGUAAUCUGUUCGCUACCACGAGUCCACCUGCAAGUAGUACAGGUACCCCCGCAGCGAAUUAUUCCGCCUUCUCGCCUCCGCCUAUGCAAGGACAAGGGCAGGGAGUGAAACCCUCGGGAUAUCAACCCACGGGACCGAAUUAUUAUACUUCUGUGCAAGUGCAGCAACCAGGCGGACAACAAGCGCAGACACAACAGGCUGGCGGUGGUGGUGGGAGGAUGGGAUCGGGUAUCACAUCUCCCAUCGGCGGCAACGCAGCAGCGAAGAAGCCAGCAGGAGCAGGUGGUGACGCUUUCGCUUCGUUGCUGGGUGGUUCUAUGAAGAAGAGUGGCGCUGGGGUGGGGAGUGGGCUGAAGGGGUUGACGAUUGCGGAUAUGGCCAAGGAGAAGAGUCGGGCGGGGUUGUAUGGGAGUGAUGCUCCGGCUGCUGGGAUGGCGGGUGGGUCUGCGAGUAAUGGUGGUGGUGGUGGAGUGAAGCGUGGGAAUGGGAGUGCGAUGGAUGAUUUGUUGGGUUGA